This is a messenger RNA of Theobroma umbraticum, 2614 nucleotides long. Its product is annotated as helicase-like transcription factor CHR28. Gene Ontology annotation, molecular function: ATP-dependent activity, acting on DNA; metal ion binding. Gene Ontology annotation, cellular component: nucleus. The record is from RefSeq and is a predicted model, not a curated record. Gene Ontology annotation, biological process: DNA repair. NCBI's taxonomy places the organism in Eukaryota, Viridiplantae, Streptophyta, Magnoliopsida, Malvales, Malvaceae.
AUGCCCAAGCAAGGAUAUCUAAACCUUGUAGUUAAAGAGGAGGUGGUGCUAAUUAGAAUAUUAGCCGGAAACAGAGAAAGGGAAAAGGAGAAGAUUUAUAAAAAUCCAGCGAAAGGGUAUCCAAAACUACAAGCUAUCUUGCAGACAAUAAUGUUACAUUGCACCAAAGGUACUACAUUGAAUGCAAUCACUUAUGAUCACCUCGUGUUCUUCUUGAUGGGAAACCAAGUGAUAGAAUUGAAAAAGGUGGAAUUCACAGAGGAGGAACGUGACUUCUACUCCAGAUUGGAGACGGAUUCACGUACUCAGUUUAAAAGUAUAAAGUAUGCAGCUGCUGGGACUGUCAAACAAAACUAUGUGAAUAUCUUGUUGAUGCGAUUUCAUACGUGUGGGUUAAUAUGUGGACAUGACAAUAUUGAUUCUCUCCUGCUUAUCAUGGACAGCGAGAUAUAUAGAUUUUACAAUCUUAUGAGGUCAGUCAGAUGUGUUAGAGAGGUCUUAGCACCCGGGGUGGUGAGUUACCCUCAGGAGUUCUACAACUGUCCCAGUCUUGGCUUUCCUCUGUAUCUUAAAGGAUUCUUGUUCCCUAUAAUCUUCUUUUCUUCCACUUUGACUGAUUUGUGCAAGAGAUCUUCUGUUGGUACAAUUGCCAAAGUCAAGGGCAAAGCAAGCAAAACCUUUCUGAGCAAGGAAGAUUGGUGUGGACUGGAAAGUCCAGCUCAUGUCAUUGCCAUACCCGUGGACCCCAAGAUGACGCCACGUGGAGUGCCGGAUAUGGGAAGCCAUGAUCUUGUGAAGAAGAGAGGCCUCUGGGGUGUGUUGUCAUUAUUGGGGCUUAUUUCAUUGCUUCAACCUUAUCGAUAUUGGUAUGCAGCUGCUGGGACUGUCAAACAAAACUAUGUGAAUAUCUUGUUGAUGCUUUGCGCCUUCGCCAAGCUUGCGAUCAACCUCUUACUUGUCAGGGGUUUUGAUUCAAACUCCUUAGGGAGAUUAUCGAUUGAGACUGCAAAGAAUCUUCCUCAGGAGAAGCCAACAUUUCUUCUGAGUUGUUUAGCAUCUUUGGCACUCUGUGGCAUCUGCAAUGAUCCACCGGAAGAUGCUGUUGUUGCUGUCUGUGGUCAUGUUUUCUGCAAUCAAUGCGUCUCUGAACAUCUUAGUGGUGAUGACAACCAGUGUCCGACCACAAAUUGCAAAGUUCGACUCAGUGCAUCUUCUGUGUUUUCAAAUGCCACCUUAAAGAGCACUCUCUUCGGGCAGCCUGGUCGGGAUAGUUCCCUUAAUUGUUCUGGUUCUCAUGUUGUUGAGGUAAUUGGGCCUCAUUCUGAGGAUUGUUCAUAUGAUUCUUCCAAAAUUAAGGCUGCCCUUCAGGUCCUGCAAUCGCUAGCUAAACCUCAAGAUCAUAGCUUAAAGAGUAGUGGGUGUCCGGAAGGUUUGUCCGAUCUCCAUUCUGGGGUUUCACCAAAUGGUGUUCUUGAUGAAAAAAAUCUUGAUGCGGGUGAAAGUUUGAAUGAUUCUUGCAAGGUCCUUGGAGAGAAAGCCAUAGUGUUUUCCCAGUGGACAAGGAUGUUGGAUUUAUUUGAAGGGUGUCUUAAAAGUUCUUCCAUCCAAUACAGAAGACUUGAUGGAACUAUGUCAGUUGCAGCUAGAGAUAAAGCAGUGAAGGAUUUCAACACCCUUCCAGAGGUGUCUGUUAUGAUUAUGUCUCUGAAAGCUGCUAGUCUGGGGCUGAACAUGGUUGCAGCUUGCCAUGUUCUUCUGCUGGAUCUUUGGUGGAACCCUACAACCGAGGACCAGGCAAUUGAUAGAGCACAUCGAAUUGGGCAGACUCGCCCUGUAACUGUUUUGCGUUUAACCGUGAAAGAUACAGUUGAAGAUCGUAUUUUAGCUCUUCAGCAAAAGAAGAGGGAGAUGGUUGCAUCUGCAUUUGGAGAGGAUGAAACUGGUGGUCGUCAGACUCGCCUCACUGUAGAAGACUUGGAAUACUUGUUUAUGGCAUGACAUUUCACUCUUAAAAUGACAGCGGUAGACUACAUUCUUAAGCCAGCAGUGUUAGACUUGCACCCGGGAGGCUCGUGCAUUUUGUUUGGCAUUUUGUUUGGGGAUGGAAAGAUUGGAUCUCCAGCUUCCUCCUAUAGAAUCAUUACCAUACCCAUCUUCCUCGCCUAGCGGAUUCCAUUUUGCUAACCCAAAUACCAUUUAUAGGUUCUUUUGGACAUGAGGGCAAGGAGUAAGGCUCUUUUGACACUGUGAAUAGUCACGAAAGAAUCCUCACGGUUCCCUUAGUAACAAUAGGAAAGUUGAAUUUUUUUUGUUGCUCUGGCCAUCGAUACUUCUGAACCUUUCAUCACCUGUGACAUUGUAUAGGAUUUAGGGCAAGUGAGCUAUACCAAAGUAAAGAUAAUAGAGUUGAGACGGGUGAUUCUUUUAGUCAUAGUUGUAAAUGAUAGGUCUUUUAUAUAAUAUAUAUAUAUAUAUAUAUAUAUAUUUUGUUAUUCUUUUCAUUUUCCAAAGAUACAGAAAUUAUUAAGUUGUAGCAUCAUUGGUAAAUUUGAGUAUACUAUUUCCGCUGUAGCUUGUAUCCAUUCAUUAAUUUCAAGGCACGAAUUAUUGUUUA